This is a messenger RNA of Trichomycterus rosablanca, 1352 nucleotides long. RefSeq names its product HUS1 checkpoint clamp component (gene hus1). The coding region runs from base 72 to 881 and encodes 269 amino acids. The transcript is spliced from 8 exons. Lineage: Eukaryota; Metazoa; Chordata; Actinopteri; Siluriformes; Trichomycteridae. The record is from RefSeq and is a predicted model, not a curated record. Gene Ontology annotation, biological process: mitotic DNA replication checkpoint signaling; double-strand break repair via homologous recombination; mitotic intra-S DNA damage checkpoint signaling. Gene Ontology annotation, cellular component: site of double-strand break; nucleolus; checkpoint clamp complex.
AAUCAGUUUCAAUCGGAAAUAUUAGUUUGAGCUUUAGUGUCAAUAGUGCGACUGUUCAAGCCGAUGUGAUUAUGAAGUUCCGGGCGAAGAUAAAUGACGUGGGGUGUCUCAAUCAUUUUACACGUGUGGUAAACACUAUUACGAAACUCACAAAGACGUGUGUUGUACGGUUUACUCCUGACAAUAUUUUUUUUGUCCUUUCUGGCAAAGUCACCAAUGGAGGAGUCAGUAUGUGGUGUGAGUUACUACAGGUGAAUUUUUUUGAUGAAUAUCAAUUGGAAGGAUUGUCAGCAGAUGCAAAUGAAAUCUGUCUCGAGGUUUCACCAGAAAACCUAUCCAGAGCUUUAAAAACUGCCCAGAAUGCCAAGUUUGUUAAAAUAAAACUGACAAAGAAGCACUGUCCAUGCCUAACUCUAGCAGCAGAAUUGCCAUCUCUAUCCAGCUUCAGCCGCACUGUGACUCAUGACAUUCCUGUGGAUAUUAUUCCAAGGAGGCUUUGGCAUGAUUUUAAGGAGCCUAUUAUGCCUGACUUUGACGUUAGCAUAUACUUACCACCUCUAAAGACAAUGAAAAGUGUGGUGGACAGGAUGAAGAACCUGUCCAACUAUUUGGUUGUGGAGGCUAACCAUAGUGGUGAAAUGAAUCUGAAGAUUGAAACAGAUUUAGUGUCUGUGACAACACACUUCAAAGAUCUUGGCCAUCCUCCGUGGGGGGAUGGUACCUCACAGACUGCAAGUCAGAGGAGAGAUGUAGAGGCUAUGGCGCACGCACGUGUGGACAUCAGAAAAAUCCAGCAGUUUCUUAUGGGACAGCAGGUGAACCCCAGCAAGUCCAUGUGUACAUUUAGCAGACGCUUUUAUCCAAAGCGACUUGCACAAUGAGCUGAACACGUUGGCUCAGGGACCCAACAGUGGCAACUUGGUGGUGGCAGGGCUUGAACCGGCAACCUUCUGUUUACUAGUCCAGUACCUUAACCACUGAGCUAUCACUGCCCUUAUAUGGUAAAAUGAUAAAAUAAAAUAUGAUAAAAUUAUAAUACUACUACUAGUAAUUAUACCACUGUAAACAAAAUGCUCUACAAAACCCAUGCUUUAUCCAUAUUUGCUCAUGACAUGCAAUUUUUUUGCUGGUGAUGAAGUUCUGGUUUAAGUUAUUUUAUGCUAGUAAGGAGCACAUGCUGGUUUUGCUGGUAUUCAGCAGAAACAUGCAAGUGAGGUGAAUUGGAGAUACAAAAUUGUUUGUGAAAGUGUUUGACAUUAAAAACUUGAACUGAUUAAUCCUGUGUAACUAGUAAUUAUCUGUCCUGUCAUGGAUGCAACCAAAGUGUGUAAAUCAAGAUGUUAAAAUUCUAA